AUGGAUAUAGCAGAAACGAUAAGCUGCCAGUGCAACGAGUGCAAUAUUCUCAUUUGUAUCUCGUUAAACGAUUGGAUCGAAGUUUCGACUUCUUAUUCAACGUAUGAAAGCCCAGGGGCUUUCACGGAUCCAGGCCUAGAAAUGGUGGAGCAGAUCCGAGAGGGAUCCAAGGACUCGGAGUUGGAGGGUUGCUUGGUGAAACCUUUGCGAUGCCACCGCUGCAAGACGACGUUGGGAGUGAGGUGCGUGGAGGCACCGGUCGAGAAGAGGACGAAUGUCAACCGCAGCUACCUCAAGCUUACCAAGAUGACCAUGAAGUCUAUCACAUCAGGCAAUCUUGUGGAAGCAAAACCCAAGAAACGCCAGAACAAUGUUCUGGACACCAGCCCAAAAGACCCUUUGGCUUCUAUGCCGAAUUUGUCAGGGCCAACAUCGUCCAAGCAGCGAUCAGUACCCCACCGAAGGGGCAGCGAGAUUGAAGAUACCGAAGCACCUUCUUCUGGUCAAAUCUUCGAGCUGAACAUUGGACAAACCGCUGAUCUUAUGCCAAUUCUCGGGGAGCAGAGAAGAGAUAUUGACCGUGUCAUGGCAAGUGUGAACAUUUUGCAGCAAGACAUGAUCUCUGUCAGGGAAUCUGUCCAGCAUUUGGAGGAUAGGAGAGACCAGGCAUCUCAAGAUUUCGCUGGGGACGUUGAUCUGCUCACGGAUAGUAUUACAAAGGUCAGCAGCAGACUGAGUGAGCUUGACGCACUUAAGCUCGAGAUGAAAAUGAUGCAGCAGCGUAUCAAGCGCAUGGAGGAUUCAAGGCCAACGGGGCGGCGAUCAUCUACAGGACUAGGUUCUGCACAGGUAUCGAACCGACCAUCGCCUACAAUCGACGAAAAAGCAAUUCCACGCAAUGACGCAACGUCAAAUGGAUUGCUUUUAUCAGCUACUCAAUCACCAAUGUCCGCAUAUUUUGACGGCUUGUUGGCACCCCAGAAAACCGCCUCUGAGAGACAUAAUGCGGUGGAUGGAGGCGAUCCACCUUUUCAACGGCUCUCAUUGGGAUCCAAAGCCGAAGCGCUGCCACCCCAGAAAAUAGUUGCCACGAGGCCAAGAACGCUCAUCAAUGGCACCGCCAGCAGAGGAAGCCACACCUCAGUCAACAUGCCACCUCCCCAAAUACCACGUAAGGGGCCAGACCAGAGUACCAUCAGGCACGGGAGCUCAACCGCCAGUGAUGUGGCUACUCCUCGCACAGCAUCGACGUCUAUCACGGGUAAUACGGAUUCAACCAUUCUUCCACGAAAUAUAUCUCAAUUGCAAGAGACUUCCACUGGCUCUCAUCAAAAUAACCAAGACGACCAUAAAUACGAUGAUGAGCUUGUCGACGACGUCCGCCCUCAGUCAUCGACUGGGUCAUCAACUAGGAAUUCUUGGCAGCCAGCAGGCAAGACUGCUCAGAAUCGAGCAGAUCAAAGCGCCCAGCAGCCUCCACCCAAGACCAAACGCCGACAAAGUGUGCCAGUGGCUCCUCCCAUUUCCGAGCCCAGCGACGGCAACAAGACAGCUCGCGGCCGCACCACCCAUCGCAACAGCAAGCGCCGCAAGACCACCGCUUUCGAUGCGAGCACUCCAAGCACUUCAGUCUGGGACGUCGACUCUCGAGACUCGAGAUCUAGUAGCGGUCGACGUGAUGAGCAUGGUCUUCUCCACAGAGCUAAUGGUGAGGUUGAUGGAAGAUCUGCACGAUAUCAGAACCUGGAGAGUAAGGGGGGGAAGAAGCCUGGAAAGAGGGACAGAGACGGCUAUCUACUGAAGCCGGAUGGCACGAGGGAUCCUCGGUCUGUGAAGAGUGUGAAUCAAUGGAAGAAGAAGAAGGCGGAGGCGGAGCUGUCAGGAUGA
Molecule: messenger RNA, 1887 nt
Organism: Letharia columbiana
Lineage: Eukaryota; Fungi; Ascomycota; Lecanoromycetes; Lecanorales; Parmeliaceae
Exons: 2
Coding region: 1-1887 (628 amino acids)
Source: RefSeq, a predicted model, not a curated record